Messenger RNA from Carassius carassius (crucian carp), 788 nucleotides. Its product is annotated as ankyrin repeat and BTB/POZ domain-containing protein 3-A-like. Gene Ontology annotation, molecular function: protein binding. Bases 324 to 788 code for a protein of 154 amino acids. The transcript is spliced from 5 exons. Lineage: Eukaryota; Metazoa; Chordata; Actinopteri; Cypriniformes; Cyprinidae. The record is from RefSeq and is a predicted model, not a curated record.
ACAAGGACACUUUUUCUCUCAGGAGACAUAGAAAUACAAUUAAAGAAUAUUCAAUUUUGUUCAAAUUUAAUAUGACGCUCAAAGUUUUGGAGGAACACUAGUGCCCUCUAGCCUUUGUUUAAGCUAUUGCAAUUAUAAAGCAGAAAUAUUUCAGGUUUUUUUCUUGAAAUGUGUUGAUGACAGCCUGUCAAACACAAGACAUGGCAGUACUGAAUAAUGAAGAACCUUGUGUAAUCACUGUUGUGUAAUAUUGCAUCUCAGACGUGGGGACUUCAUUUGAUUUGUUGCUUCCUACAGAUCCCCAAUUUCUCAAUAAUAAAGAGAUGUCUGACGUGACGUUUCUGGUGGAAGGAAAGCUCUUUUAUGCCCAUAAAGUGCUGCUCUUCACUGCCUCACCAAGGUUUAAGUCUCUGCUCUCUAACAGACCAGCAGCUGAGAACACGUGCAUCGAGAUCAGUCAUGUCAAGUACAACAUUUUUCAGCUGGUGAUGCAGUAUCUCUACUGUGGUGGCACUGAGUCACUGCACAUCAGGAACACUGAAGUUAUGGAGCUCCUGUCUGCAGCCAAGUUCUUCCAACUUGAGGCUCUCCAAAGACACUGUGAAAUAAUCUGCUCCAAGAACAUCACCACUGACACCUGUGUGGACAUAUACAAACAUGCCAAGUUCCUGGGGGCUCUGGAGUUGGGAGGCUUCAUCGAGGGUGUUAUGUCUGAAAAUGUUCAGCAUUGGGUCCCGUUGGACUAUGUUUGGUUAUGCACUGCGAGUGACAGGUUACUGUGCCUUUAA